Messenger RNA from Cuscuta epithymum, 1951 nucleotides. Lineage: Eukaryota; Viridiplantae; Streptophyta; Magnoliopsida; Solanales; Convolvulaceae. The record is from the annotation of a GenBank genome assembly.
CGGAAGUACGCAGAGGAUCCAGAUUCAAGUACUUCGUAUUCAACAAAGGUUGAAUCAGCCAUGAAAACGUCAAAAGAAGAUGAAAGAAGCCUCCCACCACCAUCGAAGAAGACGACAUCUUCGAUCAUUGUCGAAGAGUGGAAUGGUACAUCAUCAACCAAGCUCACCAAGACUGCCACCAUCUCUGCCUCCCCCUCCUCUUCUUCUCUUUCCAUCCAAAAGUCAGGCAACCCAUUUGCUCAUAUCUCUGGGAAAAUUCUUCAAGCUUUCAUUCCUGAGGGAUUUCCAACCAGUGUCACUCCAGAUUAUGCCCCUUUUCAAGUCUGGGACUCCUUACAGGGGCUUUCAACAUAUGUUCGUAUGAUGCUGUCGACACAGGCUCUUCUAAGUGCCAUUGGUGUAGGAGAAAAGUCCGCUACUGUCAUUGGUGCUACAUUUCAGUGGUUUUUGAGGGAUCUAACAGGAAUGGUUGGUGGCAUUUUAUUCACGUUUUAUCAGGGUUCGAAUUUGGACAGCAAUGCCAAAAUGUGGCGGCUGGUUGCUGAUCUUAUGAAUGACCUCGGAAUGUUGAUGGACCUCCUCUCUCCAUUAAUUCCAUCUGCUUUUUUGUUCAUUCUUUGUUUGGGAAGCUUAUCAAGAUCAUUCACUGGUGUUGCUAGUGGGGCCACAAGAGCAGCUUUGACACAACAUUUUGCCCUUCAAGACAAUGCAGCUGACAUAUCCGCAAAGGAAGGCAGCCAAGAGACUGUUGCUACAAUGGUUGGGAUGGCAUUAGGAAUGUUACUUGCUCGCAUCACUACGGGACACUCAAUUGCCAUAUGGACCUUGUUCUUGUCUCUUACUGUUUUCCAUAUGUAUGCAAAUUAUAAGGCUGUUUGUUGUCUUUCACUGACCACUAUGAACUGUGAAAGAACCUCCAUUCUUCUGUUGCACUUUUUUGAGACGUGCCAAGUUCGCUCUCCAAACCAGGUCUCCUCCAUGGAGAAUAUUCUGCCGUUAUGGAUGACAUCAUGGAGCCCUAGAAGUAUUAAUCCGUUACACAAGAAAGUUUUCUUAGGUGUAAGAAUUACUUCACUUAAACGUAAAGAAAUGGAGGACCUCUUGAAAUCUGCUGGAUCUCAUUACAAAAAAGCCAAGUAUUUACUGCUGGAGAAAAAUGGAUUCAUCAGCGUUGUUGUGCAUAGAGAUUCAACACCGGCAGAUAUCUUGCGCUCAUUCAUACAUGCUCUUGUCAUGUCAAAACUUGCUGCUGGGGGUAAGCCAUCUGUGCAUGUGGAGAGUGAAUUGUGGAUCGAAAAGCACUAUGAGACCUUCAUCCUAAAGCUUCAGUCAUCAGGAUGGAAAACAGAACGCCUUUUAUCUCCUUCAAUCAUUUGGAGAGCAAAAUGGUUAUUGGAGCCCUGUGAAGAUAAAUCCGACUAAAAUUUCACAUCGAGCCUGAAAUUUUCCAGUUUCGUUAAACAAGAUUUAUGGCAACGUAAAAGUUUGAGUUUUCAACUUCCUGACAAACACUCUUGCAACAUUGAAGCUGGGAAAAUGUGUUGUUGGCGAUCUGCUAUUUAUUCUUAUAUAACUGCUUCUUGGUAGCCACUUCUUCACCUCACUUUCCACAAUUACACACAGGGAUAUAAAACAAUCAAGAGAUGUGAAAGCUUUACCAGCUAACGAGUUGGCAUAGAAGUUUCCCUGUAACAAAUCUUUUUUGAUCCAUACUGCAUCUCUCCUCAAGGGAAUUUUUGUUUUUGCUUAGAGCUUUGCGUUAAUGCACUACUGAAGAAUAGCUUUGUUGAAUACCCUCAAACAUACCUUGGAAGUUUGUAUUGACUUGAUACUUCAAAUUUUGUGAAAUUAUGACACAUCGAAGCGAAGAAAUCUUUUGGGUUUGUAAUGCCUUAAUACUUUUCUGUGAAACUAUGAAACAUUGAAGUGAUAAAACUAGUUGUUCUAGAAA